AUGUCACAAGCUCUUGAUCUGUCCUUGUUGAAGGGAUCUCCGGAGCAAAGAGAUGCGAUUUCGGCAGCUCUACUAGAAACGCUCAAAACGCGUGGAGUAGCCAAGCUAAAGAACCAUGGUCUCCCAGAAGAUCUCAUCAGCAAGAUGUUUGACUAUACCCGUCAAUUCUUUUCCCUUUCACUGGAGGAUAAGAUGACCGCCAAACAUCCACCUGCGGCAAACCCAAACCGCGGAUACAGUUUUGUUGGCCAGGAAUCCAUCUCUUCAAUCAGUGGAUAUGACAAAGGCCUCCCACAAGGGAAAUCAGUUCGGGAUAUCAAGGAAACGCUUGACAUGGGCUCCCCACACGACAAUCUUGUGGACAACAUCUGGGUUGCUGACGAGAAACUUCCCGGAUUCCGUAAAUUUAUGGAGGGUUUCUAUGCGAGCUGCUUCGAAGUCGAGUUGGUGAUUCUUGACGCGUUGGCGAAGGCCCUGGAGAUUUCAGCAUCAGAUCUGAAACUACUACACAACAAGGCUGAGAAUGAAUUUCGUCUACUUCAUUAUCCGGCUGUGCCGGCAUCCGAUCUAGAAGAUGGGACCGCCACCCGGAUUGCAGAGCAUACAGAUUUUGGUACGAUUACCAUGCUGUUUCAAGAUUCCACGGGUGGCUUGCAGGUCGAAGACCAGCAAAAUCUGGGAGUCUUCCACGAUGUUGAGUCAGGGGGUAAGUCGGAGAUCAUUCUGAACAUCGGCGACUCGCUCCAACGCCUAACCAAUGACACAUUCAUGGCUGCAUGUCACCGGGUGACUUACCCGCCCACUAUCAAAGUGGGCUCUGACGAGAUAAUCCCUGAGCGCUAUUCCGUUGCCUACUUUGCGAAGCCGAACCGUGUCGCUUCCUUGCUUCCUUUAAGCAAGUUCGUCACACCUGCUACUCCGUGCAAAUACGAGGAUAUCACGGCCUGGGACUACAACAAUCUGCGGAUUGCCAAGUUGUUUUCUUAA
This is a messenger RNA of Penicillium griseofulvum, 987 nucleotides long. RefSeq names its product isopenicillin N synthase family dioxygenase. Bases 1 to 987 code for a protein of 328 amino acids. The record is from RefSeq and is a predicted model, not a curated record. The transcript has 3 exons. Lineage: Eukaryota; Fungi; Ascomycota; Eurotiomycetes; Eurotiales; Aspergillaceae. Gene Ontology annotation, molecular function: dioxygenase activity.